AUGAAAGCAGAGCUUACAACUUCUGAAUCCACAGAACAAUCCAUGGAACAAGUUUUUCAUAAUAAUGACCAUACUGCAGAUUUAACCUUGCACUUGGUUGCAGAGGGACCUCAGGAUCAGAGACGGUACAACGCACCAAACACCAAUGAAGUAACAGUUUUGAUUAUGAACAAUGAUACAUGCACAACUAGAGAUAUCGUUCUGCAUAUACAUACAAGCAACCUUCAGUCCAUAAAUGAGUAUCACCGUUCAUAUGAUGCUCUUCACUAUGUUCUGAUGUUCCCCUAUGGCAAAGAUGGCUGGAACCUUGGCUCAACCUCUCUUUCUGGAAAACCUGUAACAGUAAUGCAAUGA
Molecule: messenger RNA, 354 nt
Organism: Phycomyces blakesleeanus NRRL 1555(-)
Lineage: Eukaryota; Fungi; Mucoromycota; Mucoromycetes; Mucorales; Phycomycetaceae
Exons: 2
Coding region: 1-354 (117 amino acids)
Source: RefSeq, a predicted model, not a curated record